Cryptococcus wingfieldii CBS 7118 is the source of this 1170-nucleotide messenger RNA. RefSeq lists its product as hypothetical. The transcript has 7 exons. The record is from RefSeq and is a predicted model, not a curated record. Gene Ontology annotation, molecular function: asparaginase activity. Lineage: Eukaryota; Fungi; Basidiomycota; Tremellomycetes; Tremellales; Cryptococcaceae. The coding region runs from base 1 to 1170 and encodes 389 amino acids.
AUGCUCGCUAAACAUCUCUUACUGGCCGCCGCAUCCGCUGCUGCCGCCAUUGCCAGCCCUUUACUGCACAUCAAAAGAGACGACUUUGGUCUCGAGUGGAUGUCCAAAGAUGGAGCUUCUCCGCUGCCCAAGAUCGUUCUUUACGAUACCGGUGGUACUAUUGUCUCCGCGUCCAACUAUUCUCGUCUCGACAAUAUCAACUAUGGCUUCGGUGUCAAUCCCACAGUUCAGGAGCUCAUCAGCAACUAUAGCGAGAUCCUCAACAUAGCUCAGAUAGCAUUUGUCAAGUUUCCUACUAGUGGCGGGAGCUCGGGGCUCAACAGUAGCACCUAUUUCAACGUCAGCAAAGCUGCGAAUGAACAUUUGUGCUCGCCUGAUUCAGAGAUUACCGGAGCAGUGUUGAUCGGAGGUACAAACACCCUUGAAGACACGUUCUUUGGUGUCGACCUCACUCUCAACUGCUCCAAGCCAUUUGUUACGACAGGUGCUAUGCGUCCUCAGACCUACAUCUCUCAUGACGGCCCCUCCAACUUGUACCAAGCCUUUGCCGUUGCUGCCGACCCCAAGGCUUGGAACCGCGGAGGUCUCGUCGUAUUCAACGACCGCAUCUCGUCUGCCUUUUACACCAUCAAGACGGACGGCAACACUGUCGAUACUUUCAAGGCACUGGAGCAGGGCAAUUUGGGUACUUGUUUGGGAGGCCAGCCGUACUGGUUCUUUGAGCCCAGCUAUCCAGUGGCGAGGGGACACUUCGACCUGCAAGCGGCCGGAUUGACUAGCGGAGACGAACUCCCUAGUGUCGUGGUACUGUUUGGUUCCCAGGGCUUUGAUGCGUCCUUGAUGUACGCUGCCGUGGCGAAUGGUGCCAAGGGUAUUGUGAUCCAAGGAGCUGGUGCUGGUCAACUCUCGCCCGACGCUGUUGCUGCUGCGACCGUCUUGAAGGAACAAGGCAUUCCUGUGGUUGCCUCCCUUCGACCCGUCACGGGCGCUUCCGUGCCUAGACCAUACGCGCCAUCAUACAUUUCGUCUGGUUACAUGCAAGCGGGCAAGUCUAGGAUCCAGCUCCAGCUCUGUCUUGCAGUCGGAGCGGGAUGGGAUGGGUGUCAAGAAGCCUUUGAAAAGGACAUGCGGGAGGCUAUCUACAACCGCCUUACCACGUAUUACUUUUAA